This is a messenger RNA of Trichoderma aggressivum f. europaeum, 411 nucleotides long. RefSeq lists its product as uncharacterized. Gene Ontology annotation, molecular function: oxidoreductase activity. The record is from RefSeq and is a predicted model, not a curated record. The transcript is spliced from 2 exons. The coding region runs from base 1 to 411 and encodes 136 amino acids. NCBI's taxonomy places the organism in Eukaryota, Fungi, Ascomycota, Sordariomycetes, Hypocreales, Hypocreaceae.
AUGAUUGCUUUUAUUAGGCGCCGUCCUGAUCUUACCGAAGAACAAUUCUACAAUCACUGGAGGAAUAUUCAUGCGCCCAAGAUUGCGUACUGGGCCAAGAAGAAUGGCAUCAUUGGUUACACGCAGAUUCACACCCCUAGUUCCCUGCGCCAGCCCUUGACGGAAAUGCCACUCCCUCUCACCGUCAUGGAAUAUGAUGGUGCCGUGAUAUGGGAGAUUCCGAGCCUAGAGCAUUAUAUAAAUGCCUUUAAAGAUCCUUACUAUGCGAGUGAUAUUGCGCCGGAUGAGGACAACUUUCUUGACAAGAGUAAAGAAGUGGCAACGAUAACAUUGGGCAAUUUUCACAACAUUGUCGCUGGGGCUGAGCCCCUUAUCGACUACUCGGAGUCUGAACGAUCGAAAACAGAGUAG